Cetraspora pellucida is the source of this 609-nucleotide messenger RNA. The record is from the annotation of a GenBank genome assembly. Lineage: Eukaryota; Fungi; Glomeromycota; Glomeromycetes; Diversisporales; Gigasporaceae.
AUGUAUGAUGAAGGUCUGGUAAUUCCACUAAUUAAGAACAUUAAAAGACCUGUUGCAGAUGUUAAUUUUACAUUAUAUUACCCUUAUGCUAUUAUACAAAACAAUAUAUCUCUUAAAAAAUAUGUUUCAAAAGAUUCAACUAAUCAUCAUUUAAAUACUAUAAUUGAUAAUGCCAUUGUAUAUGAUAAAUUUUUACCAUAUGACAAUAAUAUAAAUAAAAUAGGUAUCAUGGCAUUUAUAUGUAAAGAAUUGCUAAAAAAUCAAAAUGAUGCAAAACAAAAAAUAAAAUUGUUCAAAAAUGAUGAAACAAAACUCCUAUACUAUACUUCAUUAUUAAAUGCAUUAAAAAUAUUUGCAAACUCUGUUUAUAGUGAGACUGAUUACAGAUAUUCACUAUUAUAUCAUGAGGAAGUUGUAUUAUUAGUUAUAGCAUUUUGUCAAGCAACAUUAAAGAUGAUGAUUAAUUUUGUAAGAGAACAAGGAUUUAUUGUAGUUUAUGAAGACACAGAUUCUGUAUUUUAUUCAUUACCAGAAUCAUAUUUCACAGAACUAAGUAUUCCACUAGUUUAUUAUCAAAAAAAGAAUAUUAGGAAGAACAGAUCAAAUUGA